This is a messenger RNA of Plenodomus lingam JN3, 477 nucleotides long. It is a transcript of the gene RPL24, whose product is annotated as 60S ribosomal protein eL24. Gene Ontology annotation, cellular component: cytosolic large ribosomal subunit. Lineage: Eukaryota; Fungi; Ascomycota; Dothideomycetes; Pleosporales; Leptosphaeriaceae. Gene Ontology annotation, biological process: cytoplasmic translation. The record is from RefSeq and is a predicted model, not a curated record. Gene Ontology annotation, molecular function: mRNA binding; structural constituent of ribosome.
AUGCGUACCUACGACGACUCCUUCAGCGGUCAGAAGAUCUACCCGGGCAAGGGCAAGCUCUACGUCCGCGGUGACAGCAAGAUCUUCCGCUUCCAAAACGGCAAGACCGAGUCCCUCUUCCUCCAGCGCAAGAACCCUCGCAAGAUUCACUGGACCACCCUGUACCGAAGGGCGCACAAGAAGGGUAUCUCUGAGGAAGUCGCCAAGAAGCGCACCCGCCGCACAGUCAAGCACCAGCGUGCCAUCGUCGGUGCCUCGCUCGAUGUGAUCAAGGAGCGCCGUUCCCAGCGACCCGAGGCCCGCGCCGCUGCCCGCAGCGCCGCCGUCAAGGAGGGCAAGGAGAAGAAGGCCGAGGCCGACGCAAAGAAGAAGGCAGAGAAGGCCAAGAACGCUGCUGCCGGACGGGGCCAGGCCGCAAAGGUCAGCAAGCAGGGUGCCAAGGGCGCCGCACCAAAGGUGCAGGCAAGGACUCGUUAA